AUGGCAUCUCUACCUCCCCGCCAGGCAUCGCAGCGACGCUCGUCGCCCCGCGAACAGGGAAGCUCCUCCGAGCAGGCUACCUUGUCGCGCGCCGAUAGCGAGUCCCUUUCCACGGCCUCCGCCGCCUCAGAUACCGUUCUGUUCGAUAGCGCCCACAUUCUGUCCCACAGCGCCGCGUCUCAGAAGACCGAGGGGAAGCAGGCUGCCGUACGGCCACCGGAUAACGAGGAGGACGAGCCGCGCAAAUGUUGGAUCUGCUUCAACGACGAGACUGAGGAUGGGCCCAACUCGUCCGAGUGGCGCAGUCCAUGUCCAUGCGCCCUGGUGGCUCAUGAGGACUGUCUGCUCGACUGGGUCGCCAGCCAGGAAGCACCCAAUGCCCGGCAGCAAGCCGGUAAAGGCUCCACGUUCUUGUGCCCUCAGUGCAAGAACGAGAUCCACCUGAAGCGCCCGACCAGCAAAAUCGUCAACGGAGUGCGUAUCAUCGAGCGCAUAACUAGCCACCUCGUACUGCCAGGCGCCAUGGGGGUGUUGGGAUAUACAGUCUACCAAGCAUGCUUCAUGCACGGUGUGAGCACCGUGUACGCCAUCUUUGGUCUCGAAGACGGUUAUCGCAUCCUGGAGCCUCUACACCAAGGCCCGGAUGCGUGGCGCACUCAUGCGCACGACUCGGUGGCUCUGGCUGCCGUCACACGCUUCUUCGAGCACGCCCGCCUAUACUUCGGCCUCUCUGCCAUUCCGCCGAUUCUAAUCUCUUCCCGCUUCUCGAUCGCGGACAGUUUCCUCCCUAUCCUCCCUAUCGUCUUCCUCGCCUCUUCAAACGUUGGCGAGGAUGUGCUCAACUUCGGCCACUGGCCGCCCAGCGCCGCGCUCUCCUUCUCGCUCCUCCCCUACAUCCGCGGCGCAUACUACACAUAUAUGGAAAAGACUUGGGCGGAAAAGCAACGCCAGUGGCUGAAGGAUGUCCAGCCUCGCGCUGGAGAGACGGAGGACGAGCAGGAGAAUGCGGAGAACGGCGCUGACCACUUCGAGGAGGGUGAAGGUGUCGACCUCUUGCUAGAGUUCGGCCUGAAUGACGAGGAUGACGAGGAGCACUUCCACGACGAUUUCCACGACCUUCCGGGCGUUGGCCAGUGGCCCGGCGACAGGCCUGCCAACCAACAAGCGCCGCCGUUCGAUGCCCCUCCGCUGGAUGACGACGGUCUCCCCCAAGCGCAGCAGCAGCCGCCACAACAGCAGCAGCAGGGUGAGGCACCACAGCGACCGCGGCCCCGCCAGCGCAAUCAGCGUGAUCGCAAUCUUAUUUGGCAGACGAAUACUUUCGCAGACACUAUUAUCGGCGCUCUGGUCUUUCCAUCUAUCGCCGCGGCCGUGGGUGAGCUGAUCCGUCUUGGCUUGCCAAGGAAGUUGACUACGCCGCCUGCGGUCGGCCGGCCAACGGGCUUGCUGCAGCAGCGGUGGGCUCGUAGCUUGAUUGGCGGCUGCCUGUUCGUGGCGGUCAAGGACGCAGUCAUGCUCUACGUGCGGUGGAAGAUGGCGCAGAACCACCGCAAGAGGCAAGUUUUGGAUUAUGACAAGAAGAAGGGUAAGGUUAUUCAGAGGUAG
Messenger RNA from Lasiodiplodia theobromae, 1605 nucleotides. Its product is annotated as Ring finger domain protein. Lineage: Eukaryota; Fungi; Ascomycota; Dothideomycetes; Botryosphaeriales; Botryosphaeriaceae. The transcript has a single exon. Gene Ontology annotation, molecular function: zinc ion binding. The coding region runs from base 1 to 1605 and encodes 534 amino acids. The record is from RefSeq and is a predicted model, not a curated record.